Messenger RNA from Ictalurus furcatus (blue catfish), 1541 nucleotides. It is a transcript of the gene p2rx3a, whose product is annotated as purinergic receptor P2X, ligand-gated ion channel, 3a. Gene Ontology annotation, molecular function: ATP binding; extracellularly ATP-gated monoatomic cation channel activity; purinergic nucleotide receptor activity. Bases 196 to 1386 code for a protein of 396 amino acids. The transcript has 12 exons. Gene Ontology annotation, cellular component: plasma membrane; nuclear inner membrane. Gene Ontology annotation, biological process: monoatomic cation transmembrane transport; response to ATP. The record is from RefSeq and is a predicted model, not a curated record. NCBI's taxonomy places the organism in Eukaryota, Metazoa, Chordata, Actinopteri, Siluriformes, Ictaluridae.
UCUUAAUGGUCAUUUAGCUGUCUUUCUCUUUUUUCAUCCCUGUAUUUAGUGCUGGAAGCAGAAGGCACUACAUUUCACUCAGCAGAGGCUGUGGGAUCGAGAUAAGCUUUCUGGAGCUCACGUGUUGCGGCCUUCUCCUCUAGCCGGAGCUUAUCGUACACUUGUUAACACACAGAUCUACCGGCUGACGUCAUCAUGUUCGGCUGGAUCGGCGGUUUCUUCACCUAUGAGACGACCAAGUCUGUGGUGGUCAAGAGCUGGUCGGUGGGAAUUAUCAAUCGUGUGGCUCAACUCCUCAUCAUCAUUUACUUUGUUGGCUGGGUGUUUCUCCAUGAGAAGGCCUAUCAGGUCCGUGACACAGGGAUCGAGUCGUCAGUCAUGACUAAAGUGAAGGGCUUCGGCUUCUUAAACAGUCAUCUAAUGGACGUAGCCGACUAUGUGAUGCCCACGCAGGGUUCCUCCAUGUUCUGCGUCAUCACCGCAAUGUUCAUUACAGCCAAUCAGACGCAGAGGAAAUGUCCCGAGACUGACAAGAAUUAUAACUGCACCACUGAUAAACACUGUGAGAAACACCACUCCACAAACUUGGCAAGUGGGAAGAUAACGGGCAAAUGUAUCACUGAGGUGGAACGGUGUGAGAUUUUAGGCUGGUGUCCAGCAGAGGAUGACCACCAGGAUAUAACCCCAAUGAGCGAGGCUGAGAACUUCACCAUCUUUAUCAAGAACAGCAUUCGCUUUCCUCUCUUUAACGUCACGAGGGGGAAUAUGGGUGAAAACACCAAUUUGAGUUGUUUCUUUGAUCCCAUUAAUAACACAGAUUGCCCGAUCUUCCGCCUGGCAGACGUGCUAAAGUACGCUGGCGAGAAUUUCACAAACAUCUCACGAAAAGGAGGAGAGAUUGGAAUUAAUAUAGCCUGGAUGUGCAAUCUGGACCAGCAUGUAGACAACUGUAAACCCAAAUACACAUUCACACGUCUGGACUCUGCAUUUAAAAACAGCAACACCACAAAGGGAUACAAUUUCAGGUUUGCAAAAUACUUUAAGGCAGAAGAUGGCAGUGAAUAUCGCACACUUCAUAAAGCUUUUGCUAUUCGCUUUGACAUACUUGUGUCCGGCAAUGCUGGAAAAUUUCACUUAAUCCCAACAGUAAUUAACGUUGUUGCAGCUUGUACCUCAGUCGGCCUGGCGACGGUCCUCUGUGACAUCAUCCUGUUAAACUUCCUGAAAGGAGCUAAACAAUACAAGGCGAAGAAAUUUGAAGAGGUUUCAGAUUCUGUCAGUAGGUCUCCAAGUUUUGACCACCAUCAGGGCAGCCAGAUGACAAUCAAACGGGAAGAGAAGAGCUCAGAUGACUCAGGGGCUUAUUCCAUCAGACAUCAGAUGUGAUCAACCGGACGCCUCGGCCGGCAUGAGGUUUAAAAGCCUCUGAGCCUCAUCGUACUACUCAGAUUCGCUAUUCUGAACCUCGACACAUUUACACCAGAGGACUUCAUCAUGUUUACUGCUAUGGCCAAUUUCCUUUCCAGAAUCUCAACAUAAAU